Chara braunii is the source of this 1753-nucleotide messenger RNA. NCBI's taxonomy places the organism in Eukaryota, Viridiplantae, Streptophyta, Charophyceae, Charales, Characeae. The record is from the annotation of a GenBank genome assembly.
GGUCGCUCAGGCACGCGCGCUCCGCACAACGCUGAUUGCAAGUGCGGCGUGACGGGGGUGAAGAGGGAACCCCUUCACAAGCUAACGGAAAUUCGCCGAGUUCGCCGGCGGAGUGGAGUUGAGUUCGCCGGCGGAGUGGAGUUGAGUUCGCCGGCGCCACCGAAGUGGAGUUCGUCGGCUAAGUGGAACCCGCUCAUUGCAAGUGGAGCGGCGCAAACAUAUAUGGCCGGUCGCUCGUCUCUCUUGAAAGGUCGCACGUGCUCGCCUUAUGGAUGUGUGCGUGUAGCGGGGGGGGCGUUUUUUUGCUGAACAAGUCUGCGGCGCGGCAUACUCUCGUCACAAUACUAGUUGCUUUUUGACGGAUCUCUGCCCGGAAUUGCGUACAGGUGCAUCCAGCGAAGGUCGUAAUUCCGGUCAGAUACGUUCGUGAAAGUCUCAGCGGGCUUUAUCGUUACUAUUUCGCGCGUGUCGAGUAUACCGCUCUCGGACUGUUUCGCUGGGGAAAAAAGGGAAAAAAACUAAGUAAACAAGCGGAAGCCGCAAAGAGCUUGAGAGAAGAGGAGCGAUGGAGUCUGUUGGCGGCGUAUUGCAGACUGUCAUGGGGCCUGCUUGUCAGACGAUUGCAGGCUGCCGAAUGCCAGGCAGGGGUGUCGUUAGCCGACAGGGCAGUGCGCGAGGGUUGGGCGGGCCAAGCUGCUCAACCUGCCAGGACACCACCAUCGCCAUCGCCAUCGCCAUCGCCAGGCGGGGAGUUGCAGCUCCCUCGGAAUGCUAUGCACGCGCAGGUCUGCGCCUGCCGCGGUUGUCAGUAAAGUUGCAGGCUGGCAGCCGCAUCUGCAGAGUCGCCAGCGACUUCCGGCGGCAGAUUUCCCUGUCGGGACACCGAUCCAAGCCCAUCCAACGGAGAGGGGUGGUGCAAAUGGCUGUCGGGGAGCUGCCGACGUACGAUGACGACGACUAUGUGGUCGUCGGGCUCGCGCAUUGUUUCACCAAGGACGAGAGUGGGAAACUCGACGACGCCUUCGUCAUCGAGCCUAUACCUGCAGGAGGACUGGAAUGCAUGGAGAACGGUGGCGUGACGUGUUAUAAGUACGUGACAGCCACACGAAUGGGGAAGAUCCUGUCACAGGACAAAUCUGUACUUCCGGAGGAGUUCAGGAGUGGUCGAUUUAGCGAGAGUUUCGACUUUCGCGCCAAGUGCGCUGCUCGCACGUGGAAACGACAACACCCUCAAGAGAAUUUGCUGCAUCUGGUGGAGGAGGGAAGCGUCCGUUCGGAUUUCAACUUCUCGUUGGAAGUGAAGAGGGUGCUGAACGAGGAGGUCGUCGUCAAUGAUGACGACAACAUUAAACAAGACUUGAGUAUCGACGUGUACGGCCGUGCCAAGGACAAGAACGAGAUGAAGGAAAUCGAUAAAUUAUAUAAUGCCUAAUAAAACAGCAAAAAAAAAAAGGCUCAUCCUCCUCCUCCUUCUCCUCCUCCUUUUGAUAGUAGAUACAUAGGUGCAUUCACUGCAUUGUUAUUGUUUUGUAGCUUCAGAAGAAGAAAAAAUGUUUUGUUACUUCAGAAGAAAAGUUGCCUAUCCCGACCCGAAUUCCGUUGUUCAGGGGCUCUUUCUUUUUGCGUCCUUGCUGGCUCUCUCUCUGGAAUUUAUUUGUUUAUUCAUUGUAUUUAUAAAAAAAAAUCCCUUCCUGUUUUGCUGUCGUCUUUCUUGUAGCUGCUUGUUGUUGUUUCUGCAAGAAACCAUAAAAAG